UGAUAUCACUCAACCUCCACCUGCUUGCUGCCUGUUGCCUUACAGAUGACCAGUCUAUGAUCUGAAAAGGCUAUCCUGUGUGUUUUGGGAGGUGGGGCGGUGUUGGACUGGAUUCAGAGAUUUGCUGGAUGGAGGCAGGGGAGGGUUGAACUGACCGCUCCGCUCAUGUGACAGUCUGAUACCGUGCGGGAAGCAUGUGCGCUUUGAGCGUUUCUCUUGGACCGGUGACGCGGCGGCUUUGAUGAGCCGGUUCAGCUGGAAGGAAGAGGUUUCGGACUAGUCCCCAUAUAGAGAACCAUGAGCACUGUGGAGGAGGAGCCGGACCACAUGAUACCAUGAAGAGAAGCCUGCAGGUCCUGCCCCACCAGCUGCUGAGUGUUCUGCUGAUUCUGUCUGUGCCAGUUGGGCUGGUGUUCUCCGCAGAGGAGCUUCACCCCAGCCAAACCCCUCUGGACCUUGCCCCCAUGUCAACGAGCAGCAGAACCCCCGCCACCCUCUCACCGAGGCCCUUGAGCUGGCAGGAGGGUUCCAGAACUGGGGAUCUGCACAACCAGUCACUGGCCUCUGUAGAAGCCAUCAGUAGACCCACUACUGUCCACUCAUUCCAGACACCGAAGAACACUGUACCAUCUGCCAUAAUUCAGACAACAACAGUAAGGGUGCAUCCUUUUGGUCCCAGGGAUCAGGCACUACCUAGAGUCUCUCUUCCAGACGCAGAAGCACCCCAACUGACCUCUAGAAGUAUGUUCAAUAGAACAAGCUCUGGGUUUUUAACCAUUAAAACCCAAGACCAGAACUUUAGCACUAAUACAGACAAGCCGAGUACAAUCAGUAGAAAGCCAGCGAACCAGUUUGAGCCUUCAAGUUUGGUUCAUGGAAAUCAGAUGAGUGCUAAUGGGUCGGACAGUGGAAACCAAGCCACAAAUUCUGGCUCGGGUCAUUCUUUUCUCUCAGGGACUGAAAGUAAUGUGGCCCCUGGUGCUGAGGGCCUUUCGGGGACCUCAGACACUGAAGAGAUGGGAGUGAAGGAGCCUAUUCAACAUUCACCAUCAGAACAUAGAGGGCAGAACACAAAUAAGGCAGCUUCGCACCAUACCAUUACAUCGCGCGACGUGUCUUCAGUGGAGAAUCCCACUCUCUCGUUGGAAACGGUGACAGGAGCUUUGGCACAAAAUAUCCAGUCUCCUCCCCCAGCUAUAGCCCUGCCUUCCAACCAUGUUACAACAUCUAAUCCCACUUCUUCAGCGAAGAGUGGAAACGUUGUGGAAAUCCAAGAUGGCAGGAAUGGAACCACUAAUAUGACCACUGAUUCUCUUGUCUCUUUAAAUGGUGCCACAGAUGUUAUCAACAGCACUGAUGCCUCAUGGCUUGCAGCGAAUUAUUCAAACAUUUCAGAGGCACCCUCCACAGCUAGCAGGAGCUACAUGAACAGGCAGGUCCCAGCCACCACGCAAGGCCCAUGGGGGUCCGGGAACCAAUCGGGUCCUGCACUGGGUUCUCCUCCCGAAAAAAACACCAUCUGCCUGGACAAAAUGGACAUUGUGUGGUUGGUUCUUGCCAUUAGCGUGCCUGUCUCCUCAUGCUCCGUGCUGCUAACCGUAUGCUGUAUGAGGAAAAAGAAGAAGUCUGCUACUCAGGAGAACAACUUGAGCUACUGGAAUGAUGCCAUCACCAUGGAUUACUUCACCCGCCAUGCUGUGGAGCUCCCACGCGAGAUACAAUCACUGGAGACUGAGGAACAAGAGACGUGUCUGCCCCCUAAUGGUGACUACAGCGACAGCGGCGUGGUUCUGGUUAACCCCUUUUGCCAAGAGACUCUCUUUAUCAACAGAGACAAGGCUUCUGAUAUCUAAACACAUUAUAUUAAAAGGCGACAAAAAUCUUUGAGGAUUUUUUAGUCCCUUUUAUUUGCUCGCAUUUUUUAAGAAUAUAUAUAUAUAAAUAAAUAUAUAUAUACAUAUAUGUGGUGAACCUUCAGAGACUGCGGUUUAUAUAUGAAACUGGUUUCAAGGAGUUGAAAGAAUAUUACAAAAAAGAACAAAUGCUAUUUACUAUGAGGGGGAGCCCCUGCAUAUUUUUCUGAUGUGGAUUUUCUACCGACGCUUCAUUGUGAUAAGGGUUUUUAUGUCUUUUUUGAAUAAAAACAAUAAGUGUGGUUGCUCUUAUGUCCCAGUGGCUUUGGUGGUGCAGAGUGCUGAGAAACCUGACGCGUGGUGUAAGGAUGCUUGUGUGACGUUACCCAAAACACUUAAUAUGAUUACUUAAAAAAGCCUGCCGCACUUGAAUUCUGUGUGUAAGGGGAUGCAGGGGUAAAGGGCAUUGAUUCUGGAACGCCUCUGGAAUGGAUCCAGUGGGUACUGCAGCAACCCUCACUUCCCUCUUGGAGGAACUUGAGUUGAUUGCCUGUUUGCAUUUGAUGGAGGAUGAAUCAUGACUUUCAGAGAUGGUUUGUCCCCAGUUGAGUCACCAGCCAAAAGACAAAACAACAAUUGUCCCAUUCCUUAGAUGUUUGAGAUGUUUUCGUGUGCGUAUAUGUCUUGUUGCAUGCAUCUUUGAGGUGUAUGAGGUGUAUGUGUGUCUUUAGAUGUCAGGAUUUUGUUUCUAUCAAGAUUUUGUUGUUUCAAACACCCUAAAAAUUACAUUCACGUCGACGGAGUUGCACAAGCAAGUAGAGAAAAAUGCUUAAAUGCCAAUGAAAUGCCUCAUACAAAGCUCUUUGUAUGGUAAUGUUACUGUGCUCCACAUUUCACAUCAUAUCUGUUCAUGUUGUGCGUGUUUGUGUUCAACUUCCAUAAGCAGGGCUAAGCAUUAUACUGUAUAACUGUAGUGGAAAUGCAUUUUUUGUUUUUUUAUUAAACCACUAUAUUUGUUUUUUCGCUAUGUCAUGCUCUGAUGAAAAUGGCACUACUAUUGCUUCACAGGUUGGCUAAAAUAUAUAUAUAUAUAUUUUGUUAGAAGACAUGUUUUCUUAGUGAAGGGGUGAAUGAGUGUGCUUGUGGUUUUGUCUGUCUAUCUCUGUCCCUUGUGUGAACAUUGACGAGAAUAAAUGAGACCAAAAUGAAUUUCUCUUUGAUUCUCAGUGCUUACUGCUGUAUUGUACAGUUUUUUAGAUGAAUGUCAAUGAUAUCACUGGAUGUAAUAGAGUGUAAUUGUUAGAUAUAAAUACAUACAGAGAAACUAUUUUAUUUUGUACUUUCUUUGAACACAUGCCACUGAGGUUGGUAGCAUGUUUUAAGAUCAUAUCAUAAUCUUUUCUUUACAUAUUCCAUUUUUUUUUCUGUAUGCUUAGCAGAUUUUAUAUAAAUGUUGUUUUUGUAGAUGGAUCUUUUCUUUUACUUCUUUUUUCAUUGUUUCCGUCCAUUUAUUUUGUGCUGGCAUGAAUUUUAGAUAUGUAAGGAGAUGGAGGUAACUGCUCAGCUGACAAAAAUAAAUUGCUCUUGCAUAUUAUGAAUCAUGUCUAAUCUUUUGUAGCACAUAAAAUGUACUUUUUACUGCUGAGCAAUACAAAUAAAAAGGCUUUAAAGGCUUCUUCA
Molecule: messenger RNA, 3533 nt
Organism: Labeo rohita (rohu)
Lineage: Eukaryota; Metazoa; Chordata; Actinopteri; Cypriniformes; Cyprinidae
Gene: tmem108
Product: transmembrane protein 108
Exons: 5
Coding region: 336-1853 (505 amino acids)
Biological process (GO): dendrite extension; retrograde axonal transport; postsynaptic density organization
Cellular component (GO): endosome membrane; postsynaptic density; early endosome
Source: RefSeq, a predicted model, not a curated record